CAAUUUGAUCGGUUUAUUACUACAGUACACAGCCGCGCGACAACAACAAACAUGGCGGACGUGAGCCUGGACGACAUCAUCCAACAGCGCAAAUUUCGUUUUGGAAAGCCGCAAGGGAUGAGGGUUAAUGAUGGGGGAGGAAAGAGCUGGAUGCCCACGAAAGGCCGCCUCAUCAAGUCAACUUAUUUGGACCACAACUCUGCUCCACAGAGUUUUGGUGAUGUGAGAAACAAAAUCAUCCAGAACAAGAGACUGCGAAUGAGGGAUGCACGGGACCGUCUGGCUGAACUUGCCAAGCAAGGAGAUGCUCGGGAGCGAAUCAACAAAAUGAGAAGAAAAACUGUUCCUCUAAAGAAGUCUCCAAUAUCCAGACCCCCAGGGAAAAUAAUUCACAAUGAGAACCGCCCUUCAUAUCUAGCAGGCAAGACCCAGAUGAAGGGUACAUCACUUAUCCGAACGGUGGCUGGUGAGAUGAACAGCACCAAGCCUGGCCUCCCAGUCCGUCAUCAGCAGGCAGCGAGGGAUGGAUGGCUCCAGGCAGUACAGAAGACUAGUAAUGCAAGUGGUCGUUACCAUCCCAUCCCCAACAACCCUCAUGUUGUCACUAUUAAGAAUGAAAAAGCAGAAUUACAAAACUCUUACCCUCACAACUUUAACAGAGUACAAACAAGAUCUCAGCCAGUGAAGCUUACUGCCCGUGCUCCAUUAUCAAGAGCUGGUGGUCUGACUUCAUUUUCUUCAAGCCGAGAGAUGAGUGGAAUGCGAUCUGCAGGAAUGAUGCGAGCAAGAUCUCCAGUACAGUUGAUGCAUCGUCCUAGGAAAUCCCCUGAUUUGGAGGAGGUUCGUCCCACAAGACUUGAAAUAACCACCUCCAACAAUUAUAGGGAACCCAGCCCUACAUACAGUGAUGAAUGGGAUCUGCCUGCUAGACAUCCUCCUCGGCUCCCAGUGACCAGACCAGUCCCUGCAAGGCUUCCAGAGCCAGAACCUGAAAGAUUGGCAGUCAGAGUUCCUGCCAAAAAGAGACCAAUUUAUGAUGAGAAGCAUAUAGAGCCAAUGCGCCACCCCAAGAAAGUGGCAUCCAUAUCUUCAGGUCUCAUGGCUCGCCUUGACCAACCUCAACGGCCCAGUCAGGUGCAGGGAACAAAGGUACUAGUGACCAAUCUGCACCACUGUGUUAGUGUUGAAGACAUGGAGGAGCUAUUUGGCACAAUUGGCAAUAUUCUCUCUGCUCGUAUGGUGAGGGAAGGUGUGGCAGAAGCAGUUUUCAUGAACGAAGAGGAUGCUUACAAAUCAGUGGAAGUGUUUAAUAACCGUCAGUUGGAUGGACAACCCAUGUGUGUGUCAGUGGUCAAUAAGAAGGUUCCAGUGCUUGCUGCUGCUGCUCCUCCACAGCCUUCAAGGACAGAAACAAAGUCAGUUCUGAAAGCUGCAAGCGGUGGAAACAGCAGCGUGGUAAGACCUACUGCGACCAACCCAGCUACCAAAAGGCAGAGAGCAGUUACUCCAAAUAUAACAACUAUCCAUCAGGCACUGUUCAACAGAUCAAAUCCACCAGCUUCAGACCAAGUCUUUCUUGUCAAGUUGCCUAAGCCUACCAUUAAGAAAGGUGAAGCUUAGACACCCCACUCCAUUAAUAUUCUGCCCUUCAGUUUUAAGAGACAUUUCUUGAAUAUUAUAAGUAAUUAUUGUAUGUUUUGUAAUUUUGAUUAUGGCAGAUAUUGCAAUCCAUUUGUAACUGUAGCCUUGUAAUUGUACUGAAUUUUUAUUGUACUUGUAAUGGGAUAAAUUGUUAUGAUUUAUGAUUUAAUACAUAUUAUCUGGUGAU
Messenger RNA from Portunus trituberculatus (swimming crab), 1828 nucleotides. Its product is annotated as polymerase delta-interacting protein 3-like. Gene Ontology annotation, cellular component: nucleus. The record is from RefSeq and is a predicted model, not a curated record. The transcript has 11 exons. The coding region runs from base 52 to 1620 and encodes 522 amino acids. Lineage: Eukaryota; Metazoa; Arthropoda; Malacostraca; Decapoda; Portunidae. Gene Ontology annotation, biological process: mRNA export from nucleus. Gene Ontology annotation, molecular function: mRNA binding.